Pelobates fuscus (common spadefoot toad) is the source of this 766-nucleotide messenger RNA. It is a transcript of the gene RNF138, whose product is annotated as ring finger protein 138. NCBI's taxonomy places the organism in Eukaryota, Metazoa, Chordata, Amphibia, Anura, Pelobatidae. Gene Ontology annotation, cellular component: nucleus; site of double-strand break. Gene Ontology annotation, biological process: DNA double-strand break processing involved in repair via single-strand annealing; double-strand break repair via homologous recombination. The transcript has 6 exons. The record is from RefSeq and is a predicted model, not a curated record. The coding region runs from base 113 to 766 and encodes 217 amino acids. Gene Ontology annotation, molecular function: single-stranded DNA binding; ubiquitin protein ligase activity.
AAAAUAAAUAUAUAGCUAUCUAUUAUUAAUAAGUAGUUGCACUUGUGUAUUGUAACUUAAAAUCUAGCUUUUAGUGCAAAAAUCAAAACUUCAAGUUCUGUAAUAUUUAUUCAUGGCUACAGCAUCAACAUCUUCAUGUGUUCUUCCUAAUGAUUUUAUAUGCCCAGUCUGUAUGGAUGUCCUACAAACUCCCGUGAAAACGUUAAACUGUGAACACAUCUUUUGCAGGAGAUGUUUGGUAAUGGCCACCAGAUUAAGAGGUACAGUGUGCCCACUCUGUCGUGGAACAGUGAGUGAAAGGGACAGAUUUGCACCAACGAGAGCAACUGAUGUUGAAAUGGAAAUGAAGAAGAUUUCAGGGGCCUGCACAUACUGCUCUAAAAAGAUCAAGUUUUACUACAUGAGAAGUCACUACAAACACUGUAAGAGAUAUCAGGAAGAAUUUGGAACCUUGACUAAGGAUGAUAUCAAGCCACACACCAGCCAACAAUUGACGUAUACGUGCCCUUUGUGUCAAAGCGACAAUCUGAGUAGAAAAAGUUUGUUGGAGCACUGUAACAAUGUUCAUUCACAUGGAGUUUUUGAAGCGUUCUGUCCAAUCUGUAUCAGUUUGCCUCAGGGCGAUCCUAAUCAUGAAUUUGCAGAUAUUGCUGGCCAUCUUAAUGCAAGACAUCAGUUUAAUCAUGAAGAUUUUAUGGAUGUCUUUCUUGACGAAGAUGAGCAACUUAGAGCUGCCAUUGAGAAUUCAAAUUUGCAUUUAAGAUAA